AUGAGUCGACAAAUAGAGCAGGCCCUUCUCUCGCUCCUCCCGACCCAGAACUCAAAUCUCCCCCCACCUCUCGUCGAGCUCGCCGGCUCUCUCCUGGCUCAGUCUCGGCUUCGCGCGAGCACGCUGAAAGCUGAGGAAGACGUCGCGCGUUUACUCAAGAUCACUCUCAACCUCCCGCCCAUUGAGCCAAGACCACCCAUUCCACCACGCAUCUACAAGCGUCUUUACACACACCUUGACAAAAUCUUACCUGCCACCUCACUGUCUGGACGUGGUAAAGCAAAUGGCCUCGGUACGCCAAGAUCAAAGGGGCUCAGCUCUCCAGCACCUCGCCCUGUGCCGUCUCGAGGUAUGCCGGGCAAGGACUUGUCUCUCGCCGCAUUCCGCACGCCAGGAAAGGCCGGGACGCCCACGAAGUUGACGUCGCAGAACACGGCCAAAAAGCUGGAUUCUUCGUUGCCGCCUUGGCUGCGUCCUACGGUCCGCUAUCUGUGCAUCACUCUCCACACAAGCGGCGGUCCGGAUAUUGCACCUACAGUCAUCUUCGGUCUUGAAUCUAUCAUUGCACCGUAUCGCCGGAGAACAGACGAUGAGUGGGUGAAUGGACAUCUGACCGCACUGGUUGCUGCCAUCUACUGGUAUGUGUCUGAGUCGGCUCAACUGGCCCCUGGCGAAAACAUGACUACGGACGCUUCACGCUCAAGCCUCAACGCCAUGCGGAAACAGAUGCUAGUGACGCUGAGGAGCGCUAGGGGCGAGGUCAGGAUCCCCAAUUCACAAGGAAAGAAAAAUGUCGUUGUCACUGAGGAAGAGGAAGCCGUGCUCUGGGAGGGAUGGCAAGACGGCCUCAAAGCUGCCGACAUCAGCGAGGCCCUAACAGUAGUUGCGGACCGUGGCUGGCUGGAUAGUGAAUGGUUCCAGAGCAUCGAUCUUCUUCGUUACGCAGAACAGAACGCAGGUGGCCUGAAUCCGGAUAACAACCAGGACGCCUUAGCGUCCACGGCUGAGGCUAUGCAAAUUCGAAAAGCGGACACGAUGCUGCAAGACAAAUUCGACUACCUGAGUGAGCGGAGGAGGGCCGAGUACAGGCAGUGGAAGGCGGGAAUCCUGAAACGGAUUGAAGCACUAGAGCGUAAUCAAGGCGGAGACGCUCAAGGCACAGAGGUGGCAGGAGGAGCCGACUCGUGA
Molecule: messenger RNA, 1188 nt
Organism: Diaporthe amygdali
Lineage: Eukaryota; Fungi; Ascomycota; Sordariomycetes; Diaporthales; Diaporthaceae
Exons: 2
Coding region: 1-1188 (395 amino acids)
Biological process (GO): DNA replication
Cellular component (GO): nuclear origin of replication recognition complex
Molecular function (GO): DNA binding
Source: RefSeq, a predicted model, not a curated record